AUGGGUGCCUGGCUGGGGCUGCUGCUGCUGCUGGGCCCAGCGGCGGCGGCCGUGGCGCUGCGCUGGCUGCUGGGGGAGCUGGCGUGCGGCGCGCUGCUGGCCGGGGCCGCGCUGGCCUGGCCCUGGCUCGGGCCCUGGGCCCCGUCGUGGCUCAGCGUCGGCGCGGCCGCGCUGGCCCUGGCGCUGCUGCCCCGGCGGCCGCCCCCCGCGCUGCGCUGGCUGCCGGCCGACACCGUCUACUUGGCGCGCCUGCUGCGCCUGGGGCUGCAGGCGCGCGCGCGGAUGAGCCGCCGGCCGCCGCUCACCUUCGUGGACGCCUUCGAGCGGCGGGCGCGGACACAGCCAGACCGCGUGUCCUUGGUGUGCACGGGGCCCCAGGGUCGCACGGUCACCUACCGAGAGUUGGACAGCCAGGCCUGCCGGGCGGCGUGGACCCUGCGGGGCGAGCUGCGCGGCCCCGAGGACACGGCCGCCCUCCUGGUGCUGGCCUCGCGGGCCAUCCCAGCCCUGGGCGUGUGGUUGGGGCUGGCCAAGCUGGGCUGCCCCGUGGCCUGGAUCAACCCCAACUGCCGUGGGGCCACGCUCGUCCACGCUGUGCUGAACUCUGGGGCCCGCGUGCUGGUGGUCGACCCAGACCUCCGGGAGAGCUUGGAGGAGAUCCUUCCUAAGCUGCAGGCUGAAGACGUCCACUGCUUCUACCUCAGCCACUCCUCCCCAACGCAGGGGGUGAGGGCUCUGGGGACAGCCCUGAAUGCUGCGCCCACGGACCCGGUGCCGGCCCACCUGCGGGCCGGGCUGACGCCUCGCAGCCCAGUGCUGUUCAUCUACACCUCAGGAACUACUGGACUCCCCAAACCAGUCAUCAUCUCCCACGAACGGCUGCUGCAAACGGUGGGUAUGCUGGCCCUCUGCGGAAUCACAGCGGAAGACGUGUUCUAUGUGGCCAUGCCGCUGUACCACACCAUGGGGCUCAUGCUGGGAAUCAUUGGCUGUCUAGAGUCCGGAAUCACCUGCGUCUUGGCUCCCAAGUUCUCUGCCUCCAGCUUUUGGGAUGAUUGUCGGAAGCACAGUGUAACUGGAAUCCUGUAUGUGGGUGAGGUCCUGCGGUACCUGUGCAAUGUUCCCCAGCGACCCGAGGACCGGCAACACAAGGUCCGCCUGGCGAUGGGCGUGGGGCUCCGGGCAGACGUGUGGGCCACGUUCCAGCAGCGCUUUGGCCCCAUUCGGAUCUGGGAGUUCUACGGUUCCACCGAGGGCAACUGCGGCUUCGUCAACUACGUGGGGCGGUGCGGGGCCCUGGGCAAGAUAAGCUACCUCCUCCGAUUGCUGACCCCGUUUGAGCUCCUGCGGUUUGACCCGGAGACCGUGGAGCCCUUGCGGGACGACCGUGGCUUGUGCAUCCCCGUGGAGCCAGGGGAGGCGGGGCUGCUGGUCAGCCGGGUGACGAAGCACACGCCCUUCCUCGGCUACCGCGGCCCCCGGGAGCACACGGAACGCAAGCUGAUACGGAACGUGAAGCGCACGGGUGACGUUUACUUCAACUCCGGGGACGUGCUGGCCAUGGACCACGAGGGUUUCCUCUACUUCCGCGACCGCCUCGGAGACACCUUCCGGUGGAAGGGGGAGAACGUGUCCACCCGGGAAGUGGAGAACGUGUUGUUAAACGUGGAUUUUCUGCAGGAUGUGAACGUCUACGGAGUGUCUGUGCCAGGGUGUGAGGGCAAAGUGGGCAUGGCUGCUGUCCAGUUGGCCCCGGACAAAGUGUUUGAUGGGCAACAGCUGUACCAAUAUGUCCAGACUUGGCUACCUGCCUAUGCUGCCCCCCAUUUCAUCCGAAUUCAGGAUGCUCUAGAAACCACGGGCACCUUCAAACUAGUGAAGUUUCAGCUGGUGCGUGAGGGCUUCAACGUGGGCACCAUCACAGACCCCCUGUUCAUACUGAACCGUCAGGCCAAGGCCUUCCAGCCACUGACGCCAGACAUUUAUGAAGCAGUGUGCACUGGAACCUGGAGACUCUGACUGCUGGGUGCACCCAUGAGACAAAGAACAAGGCAUCACGCCGACCUCUGCCCUUUGCCUGCACAGGAUCAGCGUGCAUCCCUGAAGAGCCACAUGCCCUGCCCCGCUGUGUGGGAUGAGGACCCUGAACCUAGGGACAGAGGGAGAAUAAAGGGGUACACAGCUGUGUGUAUGGAAGAAGUAAAGUAUGCACACGAGUUUUAGGGUACAAAA
Echinops telfairi (small Madagascar hedgehog) is the source of this 2232-nucleotide messenger RNA. It is a transcript of the gene SLC27A5, whose product is annotated as solute carrier family 27 member 5. Gene Ontology annotation, biological process: long-chain fatty acid import across plasma membrane; triglyceride mobilization; bile acid biosynthetic process. Gene Ontology annotation, molecular function: long-chain fatty acid-CoA ligase activity; long-chain fatty acid transmembrane transporter activity; fatty acid transmembrane transporter activity. The record is from RefSeq and is a predicted model, not a curated record. Gene Ontology annotation, cellular component: endoplasmic reticulum; endoplasmic reticulum membrane. The transcript is spliced from 10 exons. The coding region runs from base 1 to 2019 and encodes 672 amino acids. NCBI's taxonomy places the organism in Eukaryota, Metazoa, Chordata, Mammalia, Afrosoricida, Tenrecidae.